AUGGCCCCACCUUGUUGCAGUGAUUUCAGUACAGAUAAGAUGUUUUGGGGUGCUGUAAGGAGUGGGACUCCAACUCCAGCUUCGGAUGCUGAUGUUACCACACUGAGAGAUGCAGCUGCCAACGUUCCUCCCCCUCAUGAGGUGUCCAUUGAGAGUCCUGCAGGUGGUACCAUCCCUGAAACUGAAGAUGCAGACACAACUAUCAAUAAUGAGAUAAAGAAGGAGGAUGAGAAUCUCAUGAGGCCUGUAACUGAGCGGAUGAUUGAGUUCAGCAUUGUGAUUGUUGGAGAAAAGUACAGCGAGGAGCUGAGUGACCCAGACACCGUGAAGCGUCAGCUGCUCUCUGAACAAUUUGUUUCUCAGAUCCAAAAGGUAUUUGAAGGACUACCUGGAUACAAAAACAUCCGUGUCCUGGAAUUCAGCUCUCCUGAGGAGGACAGUGGGGUGGAAGUGCACUAUGCUGUUACUUUUGAUGGAGAAGCCAUCAGCAAUGCCACCUGGGACCUGAUUAACCUUCACUCCAACAAGGUGGAGGACAACUCCUUUAUGGACAUAGAGGAUAAUCCAACAGUUGUUUACACCAUCAGCGAUUUCCAAGAUUAUAUUGCUGAAAUUCUCCAGAAAAAUGCCUUGCUUGAAAACACUUCCUUGAUUUUAGACCCAAACUCUCUCCAACUUAUUAAUGUGAAAGAAAUACUACACCCUACCCAAGCAGAUCCAUCCUGGAUUACUGAGCAUCCAGGUGUGUUGGAGCGUGCGGAGUUUGAUGAUAACACCUUUUUAGCUGAACGGCCUUCAGCAGAUGAAUCAACGGUCAGCAAUACCUUGCCCUUUGAUUCCACCAAACCAGAUUCCACUUCAGAUAGUGAAGAGUCCAAUGACAAUGAAAUCCACCGAAGACCAGCAAAUCAGGACUCUGAGGCCAGCUGGACACCUGAUGCUCCACUUUCCUCCGAAGUUGAUGUCACCUCUUCGCCUGAUGAGCUGAAUUUAGAAGAUGGGAAUCAGACUCCUCCUUUGGUCACUGCACCAGCAUUAGAGCGUGAUUCUGUGGACUCCCUGGAAUGGCUGUCAGCCCCUGAUUCUUCAGAUGGGUUUGAAGAUACUGGGCUAUCAGAAGACUUUAUUCUGCCUUCGAGUCCCCCUUCUCACCUCGUGCCUGAAGAACCUCCAUCUACAGAUGAUUACGUAGUUCCCCUGUCUCCUGCAUCAACAGUGGCCUCCUCGUCAGUCACGGAGACUGAUACUAAAGCAACAGCCUCUGCUGAGGUGGAAAAAGUAACUCAGGGUAGUCCUGCAGACAGUAACAAUGCAGACUCUGUGUUGCAUAAUUCUGUGGAAGAAAAUCCUUUUCCCUCAGAACUACACCCUGUAGAAGCUGAAACUGAUAUUUAUCUCGGAGAUAGAAUUACAUAUGAAGAUGGGUCUGGUUCAGCUUUUGAUGGUUCAGGAAAAGAAACGGAAUCAAGUAUUUGGCCUUGGGAAGAAGCAACGCUGGAACCUGUUUUCUACCCUGGUCCUGAUAGCUGGCUUGAUGAUGAUAAUGAGUCUUUGUUAAUCAGAACUGAGGAUAUUCCUGAAGGCCUGAUCUUAGAUUAUAUUCUUAACUCUCAGAAGAAAUUAGAUGAUGAUCCUUCCAAAGAUGAAAAUGAAGGUAUGGCUGACAUAGAAGAAAAUUUUCUUGAUGAAUCUGAAAUAUUUGUCUUUCCUGAGACUACAACUCAGCACGUAUCUCUGCUUCAGACAGAGGAGCCACUACCUGUGGAGCCAUCUACACAGACAGAAGCAUCGAGCACAUACGAUUCUUCUUUUGUUAAACCAGUCCUCAUUCUGGAGCCAUCAGAGGACUAUUCCUUUGUAGACAUGCCAACUGGAGAAGCCCCUGUCUCAACACACAACACAGAUGUGUCUGUUGAAGAUGAUAGUCUCCUUACACCUGCAGUACCCCUCAGUAUGGACAAUAGUCCUACAUCUACUGCAGCACUCAGUACGGACAGUAGUCUUACAUCUACAGUAACCCUCAGUGUGGACAAUAGUCUUAUGCCUACAGUAACCCUCAGUACAGACAAUAGUCUCACAUCUACCGUAAGCCUCAGUGUGGAGCAACCUGAAGAGUCCAGUGUAGGUCAGGAGAUCGUUUCUGAGGCAGUUGAACACCAGCAUGAAGGCAGGCCAACAUCAGAAGAACUGUUCACAGCAGGGCAGUCAGAUCUGACUGAAUCUGCUACGAUAGGCUACUUGGACACAAGCAGUUCAGAAAGUAUUCUGACUGCAGAUCCUUUUGUGGUGAACACUGAUACUUCCACAGAAGAGCAGCAAGCCCUGGACACAUCUUUGGCAGGCCAAAACACUGGCUCGGCAAUAAAGAAACCAGCUGAUGUUUGGCCUACUGACAGAGUGCUAGAAAAUAUAUUAGAUCAGACAGUAAAAUCAGCAACACCAACUGUAGUUGAAGCUGCAACUACGGUUCCUUCUGUAACAGAGCAGGCCACUGUUCUAGAGGGUGUUGCUGGACAGGGUGGUACAGACCACAGCACGCUUGUUUCCACGAGCAUCAGCACUGUUAGGAACUCCUACGUAACUGUGAGCGUCACAGCAAACAUCGCCGAGCUUCCAUCCAAUCUCCCACCAAUGGGAUCCACAGCGUCACCAUCGGUGGUUACCUCAGCAAAGGUGGGAGAUGAAACAGCCAGGGUCCUGGAUGUGUCAGUGGGGCUGGAUCACGUCAGCGUUGUCAGCUUUUCUCCUGAGCCGAGUGAGGAGGGAAGGAGCCUGACUGACAGUCACGUGGAGCUGACCACCCGUGCCCAAUCCACAGAGAUGGCCAGCGUGGCGUGGGCCACGCGUGAGAACCACAACAGCACUCCUAUCCCAUCACGAGCUCUGGUCGUGUUUUUCAGUCUUCGGGUUACCAACAUGAUGUUUUCAGAGGACCUGUUCAACAAAAAUUCCCCUGAAUAUAAAGCAUUGGAGCAACGAUUCUUGGAACUGCUGGUGCCGUACCUUCAGUCAAACCUAACAGGCUUCCAGAAUCUGGAGAUCCUGAACUUCAGAAAUGGCAGCAUUGUGGUGAACAGUCGAAUGAAAUUCGCCAAACCCGUGCCUCGGAAUGUCACCAAUGCUGUGUACAUGAUCCUGGAAGACUUCUGCAACACUGCGUAUCACACCAUGAACCUGGCCAUCGAUAAAUAUUCCCUGGAUGUGGAAUCAGGUGAGCAAGCAGAUCCCUGCAAGUUCCAGGCCUGCAAUGAGUUCUCCGAGUGCUUGGUGAAUCGCUGGAGUGGGGAGGCUGAGUGUGUCUGCAAUCCCGGCUACCUGAGCAUCGAUGGGCUGCCGUGCAACAGCAUCUGUGAUCUGCAGCCCAACUUCUGCCUGAACGAUGGCAAGUGCGACAUCAGCCCCGGGCAAGGCGCCAUAUGCAGGUGUCGUGUAGGAGAGAACUGGUGGUACAGAGGGGAGCACUGUGAGGAAUACGUGUCUGAGCCCCUGGUUGUGGGUAUUGCCAUUGCUUCUGUGGCAGGGUUCCUUCUUGUGGCAUCUGCUGUCAUCUUCUUCUUGGCCAGGACCCUUCGAGACCAAUACACGAAGAGCGACACUGAGGACUCUCAGGGGCAGGGUGACAGCCUCUCGUCCAUUGAGAAUGCCGUUAAGUACAACCCCAUGUACGAAAGCGAUACGACUGGCUACAGCCACUACUACCGCAGGUACCCUCAGCUAACAUCCUACAGUUCCACCAGCGCAGACACGUCCACCGACUACAGCAGUGAAGAGAUAAGGCACAUUUAUGAAAACAGUGAGCUUACAAAGGAGGAAAUUCAGGACAGAAUUCGAAUUAUAGAGCUCUACGCUAAAGACCGUCAGUUUGCAGAGUUCGUUAGGCAGCAUCAAAUGAAGCUGCUUUAAGAAAAAAAAAAAAAGGAAUCAGUAGAAAGCAUGUGGGAGAUAAAGACUACCUUGUUGCCAUAGCAAUGGGCUCAGAUGUAACUGCAAAGUUACUUAUAGUCUUAACAUUGCAUGGAUGGAUACAGAUGUUUUCUAAAUGACUGGCUGAAAUGUACAGAUGUCUGUUUAUCUCAAUUACCUCCGGCUUUUCUGCGUAAAGUGACAUUUUAAAGAGGUGAUCCGAAGUGGCAGAGGUUAUGAAAGUUCAUUUUCUUUAACUCUGAAAUGGACAAUGUGAGUUUGUAUACCAAUGCAAAACAAACAAACAAAAACAAAACAAAACAAAAAAAACAACAAACAUACAAAAAAAAAGAGAAGAUACAUGCACAAACUAAAAAUAAAAUGCACCCUUACAAUUCCUGUCUGGCAUUUAUCCCCUUCACUGGAGCCUACUGUAGCAAUGGUACAGGUAUAAAGCAGUAGUGGGAAGAGCUCUUUAGUUUGCACAUGAAUGGUUUGUAGGAGAGAACCGUGAUGAUAAAAUGGUGUCAGCAUUAUUGUAAAGCAUUCCUGUUAUAAAUACAACCCUAACCUCACUGCAGAGGCUGUUAUUUUCUAUGGCUGCCUGCUUUAACUUUUGUCAGCUGGCAUUAGCAAAACAGAACCCAGUACUGGAAGGCUCUCCCCAAACACUAAGCAUCACCGCUGACGUUCAGUCACCACAUCUGGUGCCUGAGCAAGGCAGAGCUGUAAUUCUGCAGCAUCGUGUUGUUAAGUCGAGAUAGUUGGCUCUCCAGCUGCUCCUGACAGAGACACAAGCUGGGGCACAAAAGGGCUUCCAUUAUAACAAUAUUCUGUAAAGGUUAAGUGACUAACAUAGAAUUUUGUUGUACAUAGACAAUUUGUUGUUAAUAUGAGUUGUUUAUCUGUUAUUUAUUUCCCUGACAGCUUAUUUUCAGAGUGCACUUAAUUGUUGAAAUAGGAAGAUUAAUAGUUUAACGACGAAAUGCUAGUGGCAUUGGUGCCCAUCUUUUUAAAAAUUGUAUUUAGUGUUUACUCCACGUUGAAUUCAGCCAACUAAUAGUUAAAUUUUCUUUACUGAACUGGGCAAUAGCCUGCGGUGGGCUGUGUUUCAAAAUCAGGCUGUGGUAUUUAAAUGGAUGCAUAUUUGGUAGAUGGCAAUUUUUUUUAUUGGGAAAAACAAACAAGCAAAAAACCCCAGCUCUGGUAAUCUCAGCUUCAUGGCAGUCAGGGUAGAAUUUCUCCAGCAGGAGCAGCCAGCCUCAAACAUUUAAAAAUAGCUGAACCGAGAGGGGUUGCGUGUCCUGAGGUACAGAAACUGAAUUUUAUCUUGAAGUUAAGACAAGAGUUUUGACUGCAUGUUAAGGUAUGUGGGACCUCUGCUCAGUCACCAAAUCUGUUGUUAAGGCACUAACAUUGCAGUCAGGAUUAAGGCACAAAGAGUCUCAAAUCAGCCUCUACCUACAAAGAAGGCCAAGGUAACUGUUAUCUUUACCAAGAUAAUUAUUUGUAGUUCUCAGCCCAUGUGUGCCAACAGCCAAAUGAUACUUAUUAAAAUUCAACAAUAGUGAGACUUACUUACUUGUCUAUAGGCCGCAUAUCUAAACCAGUAAAGAUUUCAGUGUGAUUCCUCUUCCUCUUCUGGAGAGCCUCGCUGGAUCAUUUGCAUGGUGUCUUCUUGCCUUGAGUAGCAGGCAUGGUCAUCAGAGCCAUGAAUCUGUCAAACAAAUGCGUACAUAAAUCACUGUAAGUCCAAAUAACACCAGACAGCUGAAAGCAGUACAGUGCAGCUUCAUGUUGUUGGGAUGUGAUGUUAUCAGGCAGAGCUUACCUUGUGCUGUGUGACCCUGGGCUCUUAGAGCAGCGCAGCGCUGGUCCGGACUUCGUAAGGCACAGCCCCACUCUUGCAGGGACAUGGGUGAGCCGUCCUGGGACACUGAGGCCUCGUGGUCACCACCACUGCACAGCGCGGGGAGAUGCCAGGCUUGGGGUUCGCUUCUGUGCAGCUGGGCUGUCAGUCCCGGGGAGGUUCUGCACUGCCUCUGCUAAGCUGGGUACGGCAGCUGGGACCAGGCACCUGCUACAAGGUAUUCAGGUAUUUGCUGGGCACAAGCUGAGGAGAUUAUCGGUUAUGCUGAGCACAAGGCAUUUUGUUGUAUAUACAGUGUAUUGUUCCUUUUUGUGUGUAUACAUAUAAACAUAAUGCUAUCUUAUUUUCACUACAAUAAAAAUACAAUUUCCAAAA
This is a messenger RNA of Anas platyrhynchos (mallard), 6148 nucleotides long. Lineage: Eukaryota; Metazoa; Chordata; Aves; Anseriformes; Anatidae. The record is from RefSeq and is a predicted model, not a curated record.